AUCAAGAGAAUCUCCUUCACCAAACUUUGUGUCCUUACAGAGCAACAAAUCCAUGGAUUACCCUCUUGGUUUUAAACUGGAGGGUAAACAACAUAGAGCUCAUCGAAAGACAAACCUGGGUUCAGUAUUUAAGACCCUUGAUGAGAAAAUAGUUGCUUUUGUGAAGAAUGAGCUGAAGAAGUUCCAUAAGCUUUUGAACAUGGAAAGAUUUUGUAACCAAACCGAAGAACAGGUGGUUAACUGCAAAGAGGAAGAGCAGAAGAUGAUCAGUAAAGAAGCUUUUCUUAAUAUAACGCUGGAGUCUUUGAGGAGAAUGAAGCAGGAAGAGCUGGCCUACUCUCUAAUGAACAGAACUCGUGUUCUCAUGUGUCACUGUAAACUCAAAUCUAACCUGAAGAAAAGUUUGGCGUACGUGUUUGAAGGGAUGGCUAAAGCAGAAAAUCCAACCCUUCUGAAUAAGAUCUACACGGAGCUCUACGUCGUUGAGGGAAAUGCUGCGCAAGUCAACAGGAAGCACGAAGUGAAACUGAUUGAGAGGAUUUUCAUGAAACCAGCUAGACCAGAAACAAUAAUCAGAUGUGAGGACAUCUUUAAACCCUUUGCUGGAAGUGAUAAGCCCAUUAGAACCGUGAUGACAGAAGGGGUUGCUGGCAUCGGGAAAACAGUCUUAACACAGAAGUUUGCACUGGACUGGGCCGAAGGCAAAGCUAACCAGAACUUUCAGUUCAUAUUUCCGUUUUCUUUCAGAGAGCUGAAUAUGAUAAAGCAGAAAAAGUUUAGUUUGCUUGAACUUAUUCACCUCUUUUUUCAUGAAAGCAAAGAAGCGGGGAUCUCAAACUUUGAAGAGUUCCAGGUUUUGUUCAUCUUUGAUGGUCUAGAUGAGUGUCGAUUCCCUCUGAACUUGAACAGUAAAAAGAUCCUCACUGAUGUCACAGAGCCCACCUCGUUAGAUGUGCUACUGACAAACCUGAUCACAGGGAAAUUACUUCCCUCGGCUCGCAUCUGGAUAACAACCCGACCUGCAGCGGCCUGCCAGAUCCCACCUGAACUUGUUGACCUGGUCACAGAUGUGAGAGGGUUCAAUGAUCCACAGAAAGAGGAGUACUUCAGAAAGAGAAUUGCAGACGAAGAGCAAUCUAAAGCAAUCAUCUCCCACAUCAAGACAUCACGAAGCCUCCACAUCAUGUGCCACAUCCCGGUCUUCUGCUGGAUCUCUGCUACCGUUCUUGAGGAUGCAUUUAAAACCAAAGAGAAAAGAGAGCUGCCCACAUCCCUGACUGAGAUGUAUGUCUACUUUCUGGUGGUUCUGUCCAAAGUGAAGACGGUCAAGUACGAUGGUGGAGCUGUGACAGAUUCCCUCUGGAGUCCAGAGACCAGGACAAUGAUCCAGGCUUUGGGAAAACUGGCUUUUGAGCAGUUAAUGAAAGGCAACCUGUUCUUUUAUGAAUCUGACCUGACGGAGUGUGGCAUUGAUGUCAAAGCAGCUUCGGUGUACUCAGGUGUGUUCACGGAGAUCUUUCAGGAGGAGAGAGCGCUGUUCCACGCGAAGAUGUUUUGCUUCGUGCAUCUGAGUGUUCAAGAGUUUCUGGCUGCUCUUCAUGUCCAUCUGACAUUCAUCAACACUGGCGUGAAUCUGCUGUCAGAAGAGGAAUCGACUUCCCGGAAACCCAAAAUGUCUGCAGAGACAUUUGAUCGUUUUUACCAAUGUGCUAUAGAUAAAGCCUUACAGAGCAGGAAUGGACAACUGGACCUGUUUCUUCGCUUCCUUUUGGGUCUUUCACUCAAAAAUAACCAGAGACUCUUACAAGGCCUUGUUGCAGAGGGAGAAAGCUGCUCCAGUCAGAACACAGUUCAGUACAUCAAGAAGAUGAUCAGCCAGAAUGUUUGCAUUUUGAAAAACAACAGCUUGUUUUACUGUCUGAACGAGCUGAAGGACUGCUCUCUGAUAGAGGAGAUCCAGCGGACACUGAGAGCAGGCAGACUGCCAACAGAUAAAUUACUUCCUGCUCAGUGGGCGGCCCUGGUCAAUGUUAUACUUUCAUCAGAAGAAACUCUCAAUGAGUUCAAUCUGAAGAACUACUAUGAAUCAGAUCUGGCUGUAAUGGGUCUGAUAACAGUGGUCAUAAACUGCUCUAAAGCUCUGCUGAGUUGCUGUAACCUGACAGAGAUGUGCUGUAGUCGUCUGGCCCUUGGUCUCCAAUCAAAGUGCUUAAUUCUGAAGAAGUUGGAUCUCAGUAACAACGACCUGAAGGAUUCAGGAGUAAAGUUGAUCUGUGAUGGACUGCAAAGUUCCAACUGCACACUGGAAACACUCAGGCUCUCCGGCUGUUUAAUCACAAAGGAAGGCUGUGCAGCGCUGGCGUCUUCUCUGGGUUUCAACCAUUAUUACCUGAAAGACUUGGAUCUGAGCUACAACCAUCCAGAAGACUCUGGAGUGAAGCUCCUUUCUGCUGGACUGGACGACCCUAACUGGGCAUUGCAGACACUCAGGACUGAGCCAAGAGGAUCAAAGUUCAUAAAACCUGGUCUGGGGAAGUAUGCCUGUGACCUCAUGCUGGACGUCAACACAGCACACAGAGACCUCAUUCUGUCUGACAACUACAGAAAAGUGACCAUGGGAACAGAAAAUCAGCCAUAUCCUGAUCAUCCAGACAGGUUUGAUGUCAUUGAACAGCUGCUGUGUAAAGGUGGUCUUACUGGCCGGUGUUACUGGGAGGUUGAGUGGAGAGGAAGAGUGUCCAUCGCGGUAACUUACAAAGGGAUCAAAAACAGAGGAGGAAGUGACGACAGCAGCCUUGGAAUGAAUGAUCAGUCCUGGUGUUUGCUGUGCUCUGAUGAUGGCCACUACGCCCUGCACGAUAAUGAGCCAACCCCCAUCCAAGGAGCCCCUUCAAACAGAGUGGGGGUCUACCUGGACUGGCCUGAAGGCUCUUUGUCCUUCUUCAGGGUCUCCUGUGACCAAAAGUCCCACCUUCACACCUUCAGUUUCACAUUCACUGAGCCAGUGUACCCUGCGUUCAGAAUUGCAACCGAACCAUUAAAUUCAUUUCUGCUUUUGUGUUAG
Messenger RNA from Nematolebias whitei (Rio pearlfish), 3064 nucleotides. Its product is annotated as protein NLRC3-like. The record is from RefSeq and is a predicted model, not a curated record. Gene Ontology annotation, molecular function: protein binding. NCBI's taxonomy places the organism in Eukaryota, Metazoa, Chordata, Actinopteri, Cyprinodontiformes, Rivulidae. The coding region runs from base 53 to 3064 and encodes 1003 amino acids. The transcript is spliced from 8 exons.